AUGGCACCUCAAGUCGAUCCCGAGCAAUGGGCAAAGGUCAGGGUACUCAUCUCAGGCGCAGGCAUUGGAGGUCUCACUCUGGCUCUCGCCCUGGAACAAGCGGGAUAUGAAUACGAGGUCUUUGAACGUGCAUCGAAGAUCAAACCCCUUGGUGCUGCUAUGAGCUUUAGCCACAACGUUGCUCCUGCCAUGAUUCAGCUGGGCAUCUACGAUGAGUUUCUACAAAUCUCGAAAACCUUGGAAUCCAUGGACCUUUUCCAGGAACGAAGCCAAGGAGCAACAACAACGCAGGAUACCCUUGACGACUCCCGACCUCAGGGUGAUGCAGCCAAUGGCGUGGUGCCACUGACAACGGUCCACUUUGCCCAGAUGGCUGCAAUGACUGGCUAUCCGAUCCGUAUAUUUUCAAGACCAAAGCUCUUUGACCUGCUCCUGUCUCGCCUCCCUGCCCACAAGAUUCAUCUUGGCAAAAAGAUUGUUGAUGUCACUCAGGACUCUGAGGAGGAUGGCGCGGGCGGCGUCACCAUUCAUUGUGCCGACGAGACGACGUACAGCGGCGACAUCUUGGUUGGAGCAGAUGGUGCGUACAGUGCUGUCCGACGGUCCAUCUACAAACAGGCGAACGCUGAUGAGAAACUGCCGGCGCAGGACCUCGAAAACUUGAACCUCGGAUAUGUGACCAUGGUGGGAACGACAGACCCGUUGGACCAGGAAGUGUUCCCCGAGGUCAAGGAAAAUACCUGUCUUCACUUUCGAACCGUGGGCGAGAAUAAACCGCAUACGUGGUCGACUUUCACAGUGCCAGACAAUCGCAUUGCCUGGUCCAUCAACGCCCAAGUGGACUCGUCUCAGGAUCCAACGGUUCUUCGAACAAGGGAAUGGGGUGACGAUUCGACGGAUGUUAUGAUCGAAGGCGUCAGGACGUUUCCAAUUCCAGCUGGAAGUGAAGGUCUUGGCGGCAACAAAACUAUAGGCGAUUUGAUUGACAAGACUCCGAGGGACAACAUCUCCAAGGUGUUCUUGGAAGAAAAGCUGUUCGAGACAUGGUCCUAUGGGCGUGUUGUCCUCGUUGGAGAUGGUAGGACAGACACUUCUACAGGACAAGGUGCUGUGAAUGCCUUUGAGGACGCCGUGAUUCUCGCCAAUUGCAUCUAUGACCUGCGCUCGACCUCUAGGACUGAUGUCCAGUCUGCAUUCCAGGAUUACCGCGACCAGCGAUAUCCGCAUGCAAAGUUUCAAUACCAAAGCAGCAAAUCUGUUGCCAAGGUCAUCCAAGGCCAGACUUGGUUUGAGAGUCUUUGGCGCAAGUUUACGCUUACGUUCUUCUCGAAGCGUUUUGAGAAGGAACAGAACACAAGGGGACUUGACUACAUGCCACAGAUUGCGUUCCUCCCUCAGGUUCCUGCCAGGGGAACUGUACCCCUUCUUCCGCAGGUGCCAUCCAAGCGGGUUCUUGCAGACGCGGGCCGCAAAUAA
Molecule: messenger RNA, 1476 nt
Organism: Linnemannia hyalina
Lineage: Eukaryota; Fungi; Mortierellomycota; Mortierellomycetes; Mortierellales; Mortierellaceae
Source: the annotation of a GenBank genome assembly